GUUCGAAUGUAUUACAGUAUUUCGGGUUAUAUUUGGCCUUAAAUUUUAAUUAAAUUAAAUAUUUUCAUAUCUCAUUUUGGGUUAAAAUAUGAUUAAGUAAAUUCUGGAUAGAAUGUUUACUAAGAAGGUGCAAAUUAAAUAAUGCGGAUGGAUUUUCUAUUUGGAAACAUUUGUAACGUGGCUGGAUCCCAAUUCAACUUUUUAUGGACAGGCCUAGGCUAGGUCUAUCGCUAAACUUUGUUGUUAAAUGACUAUAUAGACUAUGGCGGUACUAAGGGUGUAUGUUGAAUAUGGGUCCUAAGGUGAAACUCAAGCCGUAGAAUGGCCAAUGCUGUUCAUGAAAUGCCAGCAUAUUCUAGUAGUAGGAGCUCAUCUAGGCCUAAUAAAGUUACACGGAAGCAACAGGAACCACCAAGGCACCAUCAAACUAACCCGCGUAUUCGGCGAGGUCUUCAGAUGAGUGAACCUGUGUCUUCCCUGCCUAAAAAGCACUCUGCAUCAGCUGGAAGGUGCUUAGGAAAAGCAGGCUUGAAGCCAAGGCCCCCAGUAUGUGACAGUGGUUUGCUUGUAGGAUCAGCAGUGACUAGGCCUAGUCCAGAAUACUCACUGAAUGAACAAACAAAUGUCAUUCGUUCAAGGGCUCGAUGCCGUAAGCCUUGGGAGGCAUCACCGUUCCUCAGUGUCAAUACAGUAUCACCGGAUAAAAAAACUGUUACGGAUGAAGAUCAUGAACCAGCGCCAGACACCAGGCGAGGGCAACGGAAGUCUGUCCGACCAGUUAGAAAGGAACGCAAACUUUCCGCAAGAAACCAAUCGUGUAAUGGUCGGCGUUCUCAGACACCGAGGGUGCUCUCCAGGUGUACGUCUAGAGGGACUCCGUUUGACUUUUAUUCAUUUUAUACACACAAGAACCCAAGCUUUAUCACUGGACCACCAAAUCUAUGGUCGAUGGGCAACAAGUUUUGGCCAAAUUCUGGGAGACCACUAGAGAGGCGUCAGAAUGUUGUGCCAUCUGUGACUGCAAUUGAGUCGUCUUCACUCUAUCCCAAUCAACAAGUCAGGCAUCCUUUUAAGCAUGCAGACAGUUCCGAGCCAUUAACAGAGCUUCCAAGCGCACCAGAUCUUGAUUUGAAGAUAAAGACUGCCAAUGCCAUCUGCCUUGUGUCAAAAUCCUUAGCAGCAGAGAGGGAUUUGCCCAUAAACAAAAAGAAUGGCAGACUCCUGAAAGCAAGACUGAAGCCACUUCAUGCAUUUACACCAGUUGGACCAACAGUAGAUCAUUGCGCUGGUGUUCAGCCAGAAAAGAAACCCCAGAGCCCUAGUCAACUGAAACUACAGAUGCGAAAAAAGCAACUCCUGGACAUGCUUCCACCUGGAAUAUUCCAGGAACGUCCAGCCACGCGGGAAUCUGUACACCGGACCUCUGUCGCAUCCAACCUGUCUGAAGAUCGUGAGCUUGAUGAUUUUGAUGCUGUGACAUUCCAAAAUGAAGCAAGUCAGUCAUGCUCAGAAUUUCACCAAAUACCUCCAGACAGUGGUACAAUCUUCGGUUAUGAAUAUAACCAAGAAAUGCUGCUAGAUCAAGAGAUUCCUGCCGACCCUGAAAUGGAAAGGCGAUUGAUGCAAUACAUGUCAGUGCAGUCUCCCAACAAGACUCUCUCCAGGCUAGGCCUGGAUGGACCAUCUGGUGACAGUAUGGCCAGCUUUAGUGAUGUCCUUAUUGAUGGUGCUGCAGGCAUGAUUGAUUCUGCUUUAACAAAGGGUAGAAACCGGCGCAAACUUGUUGAAGAAAAAGUAAACUUUACUCAAAAGUCAAUUUUGAAAACCUCUAAAGCAUCAGCAGAAAAUAUUUUUAGUGGUCUUGUUUGGAAUGGAAAUAGUCUUGAGAGAGUCCAAACAGCUCCAGAACAAGGAACACAGAAUCUCUUUGGGGAUGAAACAUUUGAAGUUGAUACAGAGAGACCUGUAACUGUACCAGACCAGCCAAAUAUCCUUGAAGCAGUAGCAAAGCAGCAUUUAGAGAAGCUUCUAGAGGAAGAAGAUGAUGCAUCAUUGCAAGAAAAUAACACCAGUGAUGACUCUACUCUAGUUGUUGAACCAUUGGAGAAGAAUGUCAGAUUUCCAGAUCAUAAACUCAACGUCCACACUCUAGAUUUGGUUAUUUUGAAUGACACUGCAGAUAGUUCCAAAAAAGCUGAAAAGAUAUUAUUGCCAGUUACUGAAGAAGCAGAAGGGGACGGUUUAAAAGAUAUCACAAACAUACUCUUAAGUGAAAGUGAAAUCAAUAGUCAAUCAGAAGUUAUAGAAUCACAAAUGGUGAAUCUUUCAAUAAUAGAGAAUGCUGAGAAAGUUUCUGAAAAGUAUGACUUAAAAAAAGAACAUUGUUCAAUUCACGAAGUACACACUCGCACAGACCUAAAUGAAAAUCAUAUUGUAAAAGAAGGGAUCAGUAAUGUUUCAGAAAAUUGUAAGCAACCAAACAGUUCUAUUUCAAUUCGCAACAGCAUUCAAACUGAUGGAGCUCCUGCUACGUCUAUUGACACUAAUGCAUCUAAUAAUGAACACAAUGAAACUGAAAUAGAUAGUAAACCUACUCACAUUACCUUGAGCCCAGAACAAAAUGAUCAUCCCCAUGACUUAUAUUUAAAUCUUCAGGAUGGAAACUUCCAGGAUAAUCCUCCUUUAGAAAUUAACAGAGUUGUCAGGGACGUAGCCCUUGAAGAUACUAACUGUUUAAAGCAUUUAUCUAAAAAUAUGGACAAACAAAUAGAAGGAAAUGAAAGGAGUGAAGACGAAACUGCUUUAGAACAUUCAAACAAAGUUGAUAAACGAUCAGUUGUUUCUAAUUAUGAAGGUUCAAAAGAAAUGAAAGUGCCAAAAAAAGUUGAUGAUUCAGUAAAGAGAACAUUAGAAAUGAAAGAAUAUAGUGCCAAUGACAUUAAAUUAUAUGUUGCCAAAGCCAAUGCCAAAGAAGUCAGAAUUUCUGAUAAUGUUACAAUAGUAGAGAUAGAAUCAAGGAAAAUGUCAGAUCCGCAACCAUGCGGUGAUCAAAUGAUGUUUACACCAAUGGAAAUGCGAGUUAAAUCUGAGUCUAAUAUGCCGAGUUCUUUUGCUGAUAAAACAGUGAGCAGUUUGAAGUGUGUUGAGGAAAAUUCAGACUCUGCCAGCAGCAGGUCUGAUGACGAAUUUCAAAAUAAUAAUAAUGAUGAUUUACAAAACAAAACACCCUGGAUGUUCCUGACAGAGAAUGAACAUGACAAUAGUAUAACUUCAAGCAUUCCAAAUGGUGCACAGUCACCUGAAUCGUAUGUCAUUAAUGAUGUACAAAAGCAGUUUGCUACACUUUCAGAUGCCAAUGUUAUUGAUGAAAAUGAAGAUGACGAAAAGGAAGAUGAAAUUGAGGAUGCAGCUGAGGAAUAUAAAACUGGAACUGAUAAAGAUGAUGAAAAUGAUGGUAAUAAUGGAUCAGGAUCUGCUAGUGGUACUGAACCUCAGGGACCAACUGGAAGAGAGAAUACAGACAAAGGCCAUGAUGAUCAAACCAAUGAUGGUAAAGGAACAGAUGAUUCUGAAUCAAAAUCAGGAGAUAUCCAAGGAAGCAGAUUGUCAACCACAGUGAACCAGAAUCUAAUGUCAGAGAAUGCUUAUACAGAUUAUGCAUUUGUGCAAUCAAAGAUGUCUGAUAUUGACUUAGAAUACAAUGAUAUACCAGAGAUUGAUGAGAGCGUUAUCUUUUGUGGCAUAUGUGGUCUGGAUGAGGAUACUUGUGUCUGUCCGAGAUCAAAGGCUGCAAGCAGUAAAGACAGAUUCUUUCACUCUUCUCCAAGGAUAAAUAGUGCGUACACUGAACCAAUUACCUCACCGUCUGACGAAAAUCUUGAGGUAGUGGAACAUGCAAAGGAAUGCUGGAGUCCCAGAGAAGACUUGCAGAUGACAGAUAAAGCCAACAAUCUCAUAAUGAAGUAUAGAAACAUGUAUGAUAAUGGAAUCUUCAAAGAUCAUUCUGCAACAGCUUGUUUUAGUGAAAUGCUAAUUAGCGGUUGGUCUAAUGAUGGUGCUAAAAACAUCCUGGUCAAAAAUCAGGUGAUGAAUCAGACAAACCAUGCUCUGGAUGUCGAACUAGGCUGCUUAGAUGUCACUCCAGUAAAUGGUUCUGCAGCUAGAAGUGCAUCUGCAGAAACUGGUGAACACGACUCUGUCACAGACAAACCAGUCAUAAAUGAAGCCGUUUCACUCACUGAUAUGGACAAUCCUAAUUCACUGUCAGUUGUAGCUGAGAGCAAGCAAAUCUCCAAAACAAGAUCACAGGUUGAUGAUAAAUCACCGAUUGCUCCAUUGCCUCCAGUCUGUUUUCGUAUUAAUGCACGACCACCGCCAGACCAUGUCUACUACUUCGCUUAUGGUGAAAAUAUGAAUCAAAAUAGAAUGUCACUUUACAUUGGAAGGCAAGAUGUACAGCGUCUCUGGGGACUUUUGUUUGGAUUUCAAAUCAAAUUCAAUAAGAAAGGGUCAGAUGCUGAUGCUGGUGUCUUUGCCAACAUCGAGUCCAAUCCAGAAAAUUCUGUUGAAGGGUGUGUCUACUUAAUCACUAAAGAAGAACUUCAAAGGCUAGACAAGUACACAGGAUGUCCACAGUUCUUUAGUCGUGUUGUGUUUCCUGUAUGGAUGAUCAACUCCAAGGACCCCAAUGCCUUGGGUGUGGCACAAUACUGCAUUCCCGCUGUUAUGUACAUUGCCAAUAAUAAAUGGACUACAGCAGACAAGACCUUGGCAUCGGAUUACAGUGUACAGCAGUGCCUGCGCGGCUCGGAGCUAUUAACACCUCGCUAUGUGGAGCAUAUUUCUAGUUGUGCUAGAUCCUAACAAACUUUUUUGAACAAAUUCAUGUCCAUAACAGUGGUGGGUUCAAGGGUGACCCAUCCCAGCUAGCCACACCCCUUUCCCCUCCCCAAACUAAAUUUACAAAAUUAUUUUUAAAAAUGGAGAAAAAUAGAAAAAUAAUCAAAUUAAGUUUAAGAGUGCCAUUUUCGGCCUUUUAGAGGUGCCAUAAUCAAAAUUGAAUUAACAUUAGGCUCACAGAUUAGGAAAAGAGACUUUAUGAAUUUUUUUUUUCAGCAAGAUUGAUUGAUACAAUUUGACCAGACAAUUUGCUUGAAGGAUGAUUGCAAUUUUUCAUGAAAAUUAAAUAUUAUUCAAUUAUUAUUGAUUAAAUUGUUUUUCUGAUAAAUACUUAUCUUUCACAUAUAGAUCAUGGCUACCUUCAAUUCGGCUGAAUUGAACAAUACCUUAAAACCUUGAAUUGAAGCCCAGUGGGCUUAAUCUCGAGAUGAAGCCCAUCUUGAAUUUAAGCCCCCUCUUUAGUUAGCAAAAUUAGCCUCGAAAAGAAGCCCAUGUCAAAAAGCAGCCUAUGGG
Anneissia japonica is the source of this 5412-nucleotide messenger RNA. RefSeq lists its product as uncharacterized. The record is from RefSeq and is a predicted model, not a curated record. The transcript has 14 exons. NCBI's taxonomy places the organism in Eukaryota, Metazoa, Echinodermata, Crinoidea, Comatulida, Comatulidae. The coding region runs from base 322 to 4863 and encodes 1513 amino acids.